Messenger RNA from Diceros bicornis minor, 717 nucleotides. Its product is annotated as interferon lambda-3-like. Gene Ontology annotation, molecular function: cytokine activity. Gene Ontology annotation, biological process: innate immune response; cell surface receptor signaling pathway via JAK-STAT; positive regulation of immune response. Bases 1 to 717 code for a protein of 238 amino acids. The record is from RefSeq and is a predicted model, not a curated record. Lineage: Eukaryota; Metazoa; Chordata; Mammalia; Perissodactyla; Rhinocerotidae. The transcript is spliced from 6 exons.
AUGGAGCUCAGGCAGGAGUUCCAUCCCCGACGGAACUGGAAGUUCAGAGACAGACGGACAGAGCAGCGGGCUGAGAUCCAGAAGAGGAGACUGAGGUCAGAGACACCAAACAAGACUGAAGGAGAGACCCCAGACGUGGCUGUGGGCUGCGUGCCGGUGCUGACGCUGAUGACCACAGUGUUGACCAGGACAGGAGCAGUUUCCGUGCGCCUCAGGGCCCCCCCGGAUGCACGGGGCUGCCACAUGGCCCAGUACAAGUCCCUGUCCCCACGAGAGCUGCAGGCCUUCAGGAGGGCCAGGGAUGCCUUUGAAGAGUCCUUCUUGCCAAAGCAUAACAGGAGCUGCGGCUCCCGCCCCUUCCCCAGGACCUGGCACCUGAAGCAGCUGCAGGUGUGGGAGCGCCCCGUGGCCUUGGAGGCGGAGCUGGCCCUGACUCUGAAGGUCCUGGGGACCAUGGCUGACUCGUCCCUGGGGGACGUCCUGGACCAGCCCCUUCACACGCUGAGCCUCAUCCACUCUCAACUCCAGGCCUGUGUCCCCGCUCAGCCCACAGUGGGCCCCAGGCCCCGGGGCCGCCUCCACCACUGGCUGCACCGGCUCCACGAGGCCCCGAGGAAGGAGUUCCGUGGCUGCCUCCAAGCCUCUGUCAUGUUCAACCUCCUCCGCCUCCUCGCCCAGGACGUGAAAUGUGUCGCCAGUGGAGACCUGUGUGUCUGA